AUGACAAUUCUCUUUGUGAUAGCUUUUCCCGCGUCUCUGACAACAGCAACCCCUGUCAGGAUGACCCGCUCCCAUGCAGGGGAUACCGUGAGUGCAGGACUCAUCCUCAAGAAACACUCGACGCCUAUGACAGUCAAAGUGGCAUUUCUUCACCCAAGAACAUUUAACGCGAGCACAAAGAUAUUUAAUACUAGCACGUACCACACAUCACCGUCCAUCCUACCAACAAAACUACCCCCUAAUAUCACCCCGCCACGGCAACAGGGCGUGGCCCAAGAUGUCUAUAAUAACAAUGAUGACAGUUCUAGUUCUUUGAUUCCUGUUUUCGUGCUCAGUAACACUAGCGAGUCUACAAUGGCUACACCAGAAACGACUCGUAGUAAAAAUGUCAACCUUGCAGUAAUACCAGUGCUGGGCAUUUUCUUCCUUAUGAUUCUCGUUUGUUUCAAAGGAUGUAGUUGGUUUCGGGAACAUCUAAAAGAACACGAUAUUGAAGACGACGGUAAAGAUUACGUCAUACUUUCCCCACCGGAAGAUGGCUAUCGAGAGGUCGAGUUCCGGUCAGACACUUCAUCUAUGUAUUAUGACACAGUCUCUUCAUACAGAUCGAUUCUCAGACAAAAAGGUGAAUAUGGCGGAUAUAACAACUACGACACAGUUACUUCCAUCCGCUCAGUUUUACAGAGGGCAGAUGUUAGAGAUGCCGCUGUCCAGGUUCGUUUACAAGGCCAAAGACCAGAUCGCUGGAAAAGUGUGUCUGGGAUUUUAAACAAUGGUGACGGUAGCAAUUCAGAUCUCCUACGUGUGCCAAAGAAGACACACCGUCAAGUCUCGUUCCAGACGAGUCAUAACGAGACUUACGACCCUCCACCGCCGCGCAUGUGUGACGUCAAUAUCCAGGUCGGGGAUUCGACCAUGGAACGUUUGAAACAACAGCAAGAAAAGACUUCGAAAUUCCAGAACGGCAUAUUACCGAGACAAAUUUCUCCUGGUUAUGGUAGCCGAAGCUGUCUCGCUUCGUCUCUUCCCAAUCGCCAUUCAUCAGCAUCUCUUCGCAGUAUGGACAGGCCGGAAAGUCACCCCUUAAAACGGACAGACAGUAGCGGCUGUGCUAGUACGACUAGCAACUCGACGGCGGCCAGUACUGGCUCAAACGUCCCGGGCAAAGCUAAAAACCGCAGAAUUCACCAUUUCCAAGUUCUGAGAGUCAACAGCACUGACAGACUCGGUUCACGAGAGAUCGAACGUAUGGACCCGUCUCCGAUACGGCCAGCGGUGAUCACGCCUCAUUAUAUCGAUCAAAACCGGUCAGCUUCUGGACUUGCCCUCGAUAAAUCAGCUGACUACCAAGACCGCGCGGAACGGCCUUCAAGCGCUUCGUUCGAUAACAGCCGAGGAGAGCUUUACGGAGCUCCAAUGACCACCAUGUGCCAUCCGCAUUAUUUUUGUGACCAAUUUGUCCAGACUGACAGCGAUUCAGCUAAUGACACCAUGUCCCCGGUCACCGCUGCCGCGCAUACCUCUGUCUCCCCACCAAUCCUCACUGAAGUCAAACUCAGCCAUGCGCGAUCCGAGGACGAAGAUUCGGACGAACUGAACGGAAUAAAAAAAUUGGAUACAGACUGUCUACGACACGAGUUAUACAUUGACGAGAGCAGCGAUACAACUGGAGAAGAGUCGCUUGUGACAAGCGGUCGAAACAGCGCGAAUUGGUCCGAGCAACUGGACGAAGAGGACCAGCUUCAGAAGUUAUUGCAGGCGCACGCUUCGGCCAUUGCCGGGGCUCCGAUCGCCUCUUCCAUUUCAUUAGAAUCCUCAUCGUCUUGUCGCUCAUCCACUGACGACGUGGCGCAAAGACUAGAACUGGACCGUAGUCACCAGACAGUGACGGAAGCUGGCGACGCUACGACCACUUCCGAAGACAGCGGCGAAGGGAGAAGCGGUUUCGAAAGUCGACUUGGACCAGGUAACGGUCAAACUGAAAACGACGAACCAAAAGACGAAGAGACUCCCUUGAUAGAGCGCUCGUUUACAGAUAUAAGUAGUUCGCCAUAUUCUCAAUCGCCUGUUACUGGCCCCGGAACGUUAAACAGUACACGGCCUCACCGUGUCAGCAGCGGUUAUGAUACCCAAGGGCCCGAAUCUUCCAGCGUGAAGGGGCCGGCAGAAGCCGGUGACUCGUCUUGCGAUGUAACACCCUUAACGUCUUCAUCUAACUCUUUACAAGAAUGUGGUCGUGAAGCAGGUAAGGGCGGUAUACAUUCGCACCUGCCAUUACAGCUGUUAUUGUUUCAACACGUACAAGAAGAACGUAAGCAAGCGCAAAAGCCUCUAGACUUUGAGAGUCGACAUCAGUCACCUCUUUCUCGCCUCUUAAAAAACACUGAUACUGGCAGAGACGAAAUAUUAAUGGCUCCAAAUUUGGACCAACCUUCCUCAUACAUUCCACAACCCCACCCGCAAGAUACCAAUAACAAUAUUUCUACCCCUCGCUUUAACUCAAAUAACAACACAUUUCCCAGACAAAGACUUGGAAGCACUGACAACAAUUUUAGCAAAAGGAGUAGCAGCUUAAGUAUGGACAAUAUUCAACUAAAAUCCCCUGGUUCUAACCCUCCUACCCCAACAGACUGUCUUGGUGAGGAGCCAACGGUAGGUUCGAUAUCUCAAAUUUCAGGGAAUGGCUCAGUGGGAAUCAGAAACAGUGACAGCAGCAGUAGCAUGAAGACAUUGUCUAUAAAAGACAGUGUGAAUGCGCCAGUGACUGAAAUCGACGACCCUCUUCGAACUGGAGACACGACGGAGACUUCAGAUCACGUUCUGAAGCCCCUAAGCACUCUUCCGCCGCUACCCCCUUCAGCAAAAAAUGUGCCGUCGUAUCAAGCAAGAAAGCCAUCAAACACUGCUACAGAUUCUACCGUUCUAAGAUAA
Acanthosepion pharaonis is the source of this 2931-nucleotide messenger RNA. Lineage: Eukaryota; Metazoa; Mollusca; Cephalopoda; Sepiida; Sepiidae. The record is from the annotation of a GenBank genome assembly.